GGCUGUUCGAUCUUCCCCCAAAAAAUCGUUAUUCUCACUGGUGAUUUUGGCACAUUUCCCUACAAUUCGAUCUCGCAUGUUUCGAAUCAGCUGUGCCGACUCGCUCACCAAUUACUCCGGGUAUUUUCCUGGCACUAGCUAUUUAAACCCGCCGGUGGCCCACUCCCAUUCAUUCGUAAACCCUCUCUCAGCGCGAUUAUCAUGUUGAAAAAAAAUUCCAAAGGGACCAAAUCCUAAAACAAUGAAGAUAGCCACGAGUUUCAACUCCAAAGUGCCCGAGGGCAAGCCCUUAUGCCAGUAUCUGGCGGCCUUCACCGGGACUUUGACAAUCGUCACCAGCGGGAUGCACUACGGCUGGCCCUCGCCCUCGUUGCCGGUCCUGGAGCGCCUGGAGAACUCCACCUUGACCAUGAAUCACUCCGAGGGCUCCUGGAUGGCCGUCAUGCCCCUGUUGGGGGCCCUCAUCGGUUCGCUUCUCGCCGCCACCGUCGUGGACAUCCUCGGCCGCAAACGUGCCAUCCUCCUCACCUGCUUCCCGUUCUUCGCCGCCUGGAUAAUGAUCGCCUUCUCGCACUCCCUUACCAUUUUAUACAUCGCUCGUUUUAUCGCCGGCAUCGCCGACGGUUGGGCCUUCACCGCCGUCCCCAUGUACAUCGGCGAGAUCGCCGCCCCCAAAAUCCGGGGCCUCCUCGGUUCGGGCGUUUCCACGUCCUGGAUCUUCGGUAUUCUCCUCAUCAACGCGAUUGGGUCCUACUUGAGUAUCACAAUAACGGCGCUAGUCUCCUCCAUAGUCCCAAUUUUGACACUUUUAACCUUCGUUUGGAUGCCCGAAAGUCCGUAUUAUCUAGUCAUGCGAGGCCAAAAGGACGAAGCCAAGCGGAAUUUGCAGCGUCUUCGUGGGUUGGAGGACGUGGAGGUUGAGUUAACAAGAGUCAGUUUGGCCGUCAAGGCCCAAACGCAAAACACGGGGAAAUUCCUCGACUUGUUCGUCACGAAGAGCAACAGGAAGGCCGUUUACAUCAUAAUGGCCCUCCGGGGGGCCCAGCAACUCAGCGGCACCACCGCCAUCACCUUCUACACCCAACACAUCUUCAAAGAGGCCGGAGACGACAUCUCCUCCGAACUCGCCACUGUUAUCUACUUCUCCGUCCAAUUCCUCCUCACGAUUUUGUGUUCAAGUAUCGUGGAUAAAGCCGGCAGGAGGCCCCUUCUUGUCCUGUCUUUGACGGGUUCGGCCUGCGCCCUCUUCCUCGAAGGCACCUACUUCUUCAUCAAGACGCAAACUGCCAUCGAUGUCUCCCCCUUCACAUGCAUCCCCGUUAUUUCCCUCAUCGGGUUUGUGGUUUUCUUCAGCUCGGGGAUGCAGUCCAUCCCCAUUUUGAUGCUAGGGGAGUUGUUCCCAGCCAAUGUCAAAGCCUUCGCCUUGUGUUUAGCCGAUAUUUACUUCUGUGUGAUGGCCACAAUUGUGUCAAAGUUCUUCCAAAUUGUCAAAGACUCUUUCGGGAUGUAUGUCCCGUUCUAUGCCUUCACCGGAAGUUGUCUCUUGGGGUUGGUCUUCAUCGUGGCGUUCGUACCGGAAACGAAGGGGAAGAGUCUCGAGGAGAUCCAGCAGUAUUUGGGGGGGAAAACAGGAAAGGAGGGGGAGGAGAAGAGCGAAAGUGGAGAAGUGUGAUAAGACUGAUUUGUUGCCUACUUAAUUGUUUUGUAUUUUAUACCGUGAGUUAAACAAUAUUUUUUCUAUGAAAAAAUAAUUUUUAUUAAAUGUAAGUUUGAUAUAGCGA
Molecule: messenger RNA, 1781 nt
Organism: Tribolium madens (black flour beetle)
Lineage: Eukaryota; Metazoa; Arthropoda; Insecta; Coleoptera; Tenebrionidae
Product: facilitated trehalose transporter Tret1-like
Exons: 2
Coding region: 242-1672 (476 amino acids)
Biological process (GO): transmembrane transport; carbohydrate transport
Cellular component (GO): membrane
Molecular function (GO): sugar transmembrane transporter activity
Source: RefSeq, a predicted model, not a curated record